UUCGGUCCGCGAUACGAUUCGGUGUAAUCUCCGCGUGCUCUGGACUCGAGCGAGCAGUGCGAAGCCGGUAUCGGCUGCGAGGACGCGCGCGCGCGCGCCUUUCGAUCCCGUUUCACGUUCAUCGUAGAGAAAAGUGCGCGGACACGCGUGUCACGACCCUCGUCUCCAUCGUCGUCGUCGUCAUCAUCGUCGUCGACGUCCCGUCGAUCCUGCGAUCGAGAUCCCCGAGUGGAGAAUCGGCGAACGAGUACGAGUGACAGGCAAAGAUCGGUAGGCGAGCGAACGCGCGCGAUGGACGCGCGGUGAGACGCGCGCAGCGUUUGCCGGAGACGACGAUAGCCGAGAGGUUGGAGAGGAGAGCGCGUGGAGAGUGGUCGGUUAUCGCGGGGACAUUUUUGCGGAAUCGGAACGACGAGUGAACUGGAACGCGGCCAGAAAGGCAGAGAGACGUUGCACGGGAGCGAAAUUCGCGAUACUCUGGUUCGCUCGCUUGGAUCGCGCGCGCCAUCCGUACCACGUGGUUCAACGGUGAGAUCCCGUCACCGUUACGUUGAUUCUUCGAGAGUCGCGGAGACUAAUAAUCGCCUUUGGCGAUCGAACCGUGCCGCCGCAUCUAGCUCGCGCGUUCCACACGCCACCUCUAGCACCGGCGGCGUCGUAAACCGCGCGCGGUCGAUCAUUAAUGUCUCGAUCGCGGCAACGGCCAGUCGCGGAUCCUGCUCAGACGACGUGGUGCCGCCGCGAGUUCGUCGCGAUGCAUCGUUGACCGAGCCGGAGCGCCCAACCCCACCCCGCGUUUUCGCCGACGAAAUCUCGCGUCGCUGGGAUAAUAAUGUAAGGUGCACCGUGGAAGACGACGCACGGCUCCGAAGACGAAAUGACGCGCGACAGCAGGCUGGUGGUGUUAUUCUUCGUCCUUCUGAUGGCAUACGGUCUGUUCGUGGUCGAGGCUAGUAGGCAUCCGCGCGAGAACACCGCCAACGACGCCAGACACAGACACAGGCACCGACACGAGUCCUCGAACGGGAGAAGAAAUCGUCAUGACCUCGUCCUGGACGGACCCCGAUCCUCGUCUUGGUCGCAGGAACUCGACUACGAGGAGGACUCGGUGUUGGCCGCCGCAGAUCGAGAGAAUCGAGAGGACGAGCAGAGGGAGGAAGAUGAUUACGAAGCUCGGUCCUAUUACGAGAGAUCCUAUCCUCUACGAGGCUCGAGGAUCGCCGUUCACGGGCGGAUGUUCGAAUCGCGUUACCCGACUAGGUAUCACCGAGGCGGUUAUCGCGGAACCGGCUGGUACGACGAGGACGACGAGAGACGCAGAGGUUCUCCUCGAUACCAGCCCGGUCGCGGCUACAGGCUGAGGUCCGACAGCAGGACGAGCCAUCGCAGGCUCGUCGGCUAUUCGAGAAAUCGCGAGGCCGAGUACGACUCGAACGAGGAGGAGUACGACUACGAGAAACCGCGCGUCCACAACGAGGACGACAGCGCCGACGGGCAUCGUGCUUGGUGGAAAAACGGCAGGAAGCACAGGAUCGCGGUUUCCAGGUACGCGAGGAAGAGACAUCGCUCCGACCAGUCGGAGCCCGCGAGAAGAUUCGACGAUUGGAGGAGAAGAUCGAACUCGACCACCGAAUCCAGACUAUCCUCGUAUUCGAAGACGGACAACAGGAGGAGGAUGGAGAAUUCCGACGACUACGAUUACCACGUGGACGACGCGUACGACGCGGAUAGAGAUGACGAGGACGAGGAGAGUUGGAAGGAGAGCGAGGACGAGGACGAGGACGAGGACGAGGAGGAGGACGAAGAGGACGAGGAGCUCGACAACGACUUUUACAAGAGCGAGAAGAAACCGCCGCUGAAAACUUACGACGACAUCAUCAAAUGGUUGACGUCCGACGAUCCAACCACGCCGAGACCCACGGUCAAGCGGGACUAUAGAAACAUCGAGGUAGACAGAUAUACGAAGCGAGACGGCUACGGGAAUUUCAAGUACGAGCCGAGGAACUACACCAGGCCGGUGAUUCACGAACGCGGCAAGAACGUCGGCUCCUCUGCCUACGUCAACGCGGCUGCGUCCGGUUCGCGUCAGUCGACGCCGAGAAAGUUUGCCGAAAAUUUGCCAGGCAAACUGUUGGGUUCGUUGAUCGAGCGUAAAUCGCCGAAGAACGUCGGUAACCUCGCGACCAAGAACAAAGCCGGCUCCUCGAAGAUGGACGAUAAUCAGCCAAAGACCAAGAGUCUCGAGCAGGAUUACGACGAGUACGUGAACGCGCCGGACAACGAGAAGGAGGAGGAUCUCGCGAAGGCUGGAGUGGACGAGGACACCGGCAUGCAGGCGGACGUCACUAAUUCGAACUACGCCGAGGACGGGGACGAAGACGAGACCCCGGCCACGACCAGCUCGUCGACGACCACGAGCACCACGACCACCACCACCACCACCACUACCACCAGCACCACGCCCAGGCCUGCGGUUACGCAGAAUUACGAUUACCGGGACCCGAGGGCGUACGAGGGUGGGUCUGGGGCACAGUACAACGGGUAUCAAUCGAAAAACGACUAUCCCCCGAUGUCGGCGCACAGCGUUCACAAGUGGCAGUCUCUGGGCACUCGAGAGGGCGUCAAAGAAACCAGAAGCAACAUGCAGCAGUACAAUAAGAACGGGAAGACGGCGGAAAUCCGAGAAGCACUGCAGCACGCGAUCAAGGUGUCACGAGAGGGCAGCUGCCAAUGGCCACGGCCAAGGGUGAUUCCGGUGCGCGACGUCUACCCGAGCCCGUCCACCACCUACGUCCCGCACUGCGCCAUCUUGCACAGGUGUUCGGACGAUACCGGAUGCUGCAGAUCGGAAGCGCUCACCUGCGUGCCGAAGCACUCGAACCGCGUCGAGCUCUCCUUCUACACGACGAACGUGGGCGGCGGCAGCGUGGUGGAAAAGCUGUCCUUCUACAACCACACGGAAUGCGAGUGCCGGGAGAGAAGCGAAUACGACACGAGCAACGAGAAACCCUCCGAGCAGAGAGUCUACAGGCACCAUCAGUCCUCCCCGCAACCUCAGAACAUGAGAAGGGCACAGCCGAGAAAGCCGUGCCGGUGUCCCUCCGAGUUCACGCCGAGGAUCACGUCCGAGGGCGAGUGUUACUGCAAUUGCUACGAGACCCAUCAGAACUGCAUCAAGAUCAAGCGAGGGAAAGGCUACUUCUCGCUCGCCGAUAGACUAUGCAUUCAGAACGAGGAAUGCGCGACACCUAGCUGCGAGUUCGGCGAAUACAUGAGGCGACAGGGCAAGUGUCCGCGGAAGAAGGACAAGUUCGACGCGAUCGCCAAUUACCACACGAACAUGAACCACCGGUACAGGAGCUAGAGCGCGACGGGAGUGCGACGGAGAGAAGCAAGUGCCAAUGAAGAGAAACCGAGGAGAAAGAGGGAGAAGGAAGAAGUCGAGAAGCGCGCGCGCCGCGAAUGAUCGACGGUGCCAUUUUCUUUACGAGUGCCUUCUGCGAGAGACUCGAUUAUGUAUAUGUAUCCUUCGAGGCAGUUAUAUAUAAACGUAUUCUGCUAUUUUCGGCGUCCAUCUUGACGCCGUGUUCUGUCAUCCCUAAAUUUUUUUCUUUUUUUUUUUUUUUUUUUUUUUUUUUUUUUUUUUUUUUUUU
Eufriesea mexicana is the source of this 3653-nucleotide messenger RNA. Its product is annotated as myb-like protein X. Gene Ontology annotation, molecular function: growth factor activity. Lineage: Eukaryota; Metazoa; Arthropoda; Insecta; Hymenoptera; Apidae. The record is from RefSeq and is a predicted model, not a curated record. The coding region runs from base 878 to 3364 and encodes 828 amino acids. The transcript is spliced from 6 exons. Gene Ontology annotation, biological process: hemocyte migration. Gene Ontology annotation, cellular component: membrane.